GGAGGAAAGAGAGAGAGAAGAGUUUAGAGAGAGGACUGAAGACUGGAGAGUGUUUUUAAAGCUGACCAGCCUCAACAUCGCCUGCCCCCCCACUUUAAACUGGACCGGACCGGACCUUUGAACUUUUCUGGACAGUUCUGCUCAACAACAAGGGGAUUUCAGUGCCUUUGGGCGGACGAUGAGGAGUCCCGAGUUUCGGGCGAGGCUUUGACUCCCACUGCCUGGUUUAGAGGCCGUUCAGCGGACCUGUCAGGAUCCAGCCUCGCAGGGUUCGGCUCAGCUCGGUUUCGUCCAAUCUUUCUCCGCCGCCGCGGGCUGUUCUGACUCCAUAAGGACAGUUGGGGUGUGUCUGGACGCGAUGCUGGACUGACCGAGCCCGGGAUGGCCUCGGCGGUGUUUGAGGGGACCUCUCUGGUGAACAUGUUCGUGAAGGACUGCUGGGUGAACGGCGUCCGCAGACUCAUCAUCAGCGGGAGGGGAGAGGAGGAGGAGUUCUUCGAGCUCCGGACCGAGUGGUCCGACAGGAACGUGCUGUACUUACACCGCAGCUACUCGGACCUCGGACGGCUCUUCAAAAGACUGCUGGAGUGCUUCCCUGAAGACCGGGGAGAUCUGUCCAAGUCCACUCUUCUAGAAGGCCUUGUGAGGAUUAAAGAAGCGAAGGACAUCGAGGUCAAGCUGAACGAGGUGGAGAAGCUGCUGAAGAACACCAUCAACAUGCCAUGGAAGUUUUCCAGGUCAGAGGUUGUCCUAACGUUCUUUGAACGUUCGCCACUUGAUCAAGUGCUGCGAAACGACAACGUCCACAAGAUACAGCCGUGCUUCCAGAGUCCAGUCAAGAUCUCAGAGAUUAUGAGGUCUAACGGGUUCUGUCUGGCCAACACAGAGACCAUUGUGUUUGAUGAGAAUGUUCCACAGGAUAAGGAGAGACCCUCGUCCACAGACUCAGCCGAGCACUCAUAUGAGGACGAUGGUAAGGAGUGUCUGUCUGUGGAACAGGACCUCAGUGAUGACGACACAGAGGCGUACGUCACCAACCUGUCCUACUACCACCUGGUGCCCUUCGAAACAGACAUCUUGGAGUGAGAGGGCAUAUUCCUCAAGUGCGCUGAUGCUUUAAACCUCCUCUCCGGCUGCUUGUGGGCCCAGCUGCUGGCUAAUAGCGUUUGAAAUGGUUGGUAGAAAUGGAUACAGACGGGCCUUCAUGUAGUCAAUACGGACCCAGCAACCCCUCUGCUGUGUUUGUGGAAGAGCCCAUCUGUGCCUCUGAAGCUGCUCUCACUCAUGUGCCUCUGGAUUUUGACUUCAAGGAGACACAAUCUGCUGGACGAGCAGCGCCGUGGAAUCCCUGACGGAGUCACGUUCUCAUUUAUACACAUUUCAAUCAGUCCCAGUUCUGAAGAAUAUACUGAAUCCAGUGAAUCGACUGUGAUAUAGUGGUGCACAGUUCUUACUCCCAGCUGAUAAUAUGGGCAGAAAAUUGACCAACCUGUCAUGAACUGGACAACAGAGGCAUCAGAAAGACCAGUUUCUUUAAAUAGAGUGUGCAACAUGGGUGUUCAGGUGGCGGUAGGAGGUGAGAGGAUGAAGAGCCGUGUUAAAGUAUUAACUUCAAGGGUUCUUGAGGAAAGAAAAUGGUCCUAUGUAGAACAAGGAACACCUUGCAUGAGUAAAAGGUUAGUUGAAUCAUGAAAAGGUUUUUCAGAUUGGUGGAGAAUGUGCUGUAGAUGGAUCCAUGUAGAACCCUUUUGGGUUCUAUAGCACCAAAUAGGGUUCUUGUUUCAAUGUCAA
Messenger RNA from Pygocentrus nattereri (red-bellied piranha), 1791 nucleotides. It is a transcript of the gene pxdc1b, whose product is annotated as PX domain containing 1b. The record is from RefSeq and is a predicted model, not a curated record. The transcript is spliced from 5 exons. Lineage: Eukaryota; Metazoa; Chordata; Actinopteri; Characiformes; Serrasalmidae. Gene Ontology annotation, molecular function: phosphatidylinositol binding. Bases 382 to 1086 code for a protein of 234 amino acids.